Teleopsis dalmanni is the source of this 762-nucleotide messenger RNA. RefSeq lists its product as uncharacterized. The coding region runs from base 1 to 762 and encodes 253 amino acids. Gene Ontology annotation, molecular function: RNA-DNA hybrid ribonuclease activity; nucleic acid binding. The record is from RefSeq and is a predicted model, not a curated record. The transcript has a single exon. NCBI's taxonomy places the organism in Eukaryota, Metazoa, Arthropoda, Insecta, Diptera, Diopsidae.
AUGACUGCACUGAUGACAUUAAGCGGAGCGUUAAAAUCAACGCCGUCACUUGCCCUGAAUGUUAUUUUCAAUAUCUUACCUAUCGACAUCGCGGAGAAAGGCGAGGUAGCUGGGGCAGCUUUACGGAUAAGAGAACAAGGAAUUGUUAGCAGUUGUGGAGGGAUGCAAGAUUCCAUCCUCAGAGAAAUUGAUUUCAUUCCGGAUAUAACAGACUACUGUACUACAAUUACAAUUGUGGACAGAAAUCUUGAAUUAUUAAUUCCUUCUUGGGAGACAUGGAAAAACUACUCUGUAAAGAGUGAUAAUCGCCUUAACUUCUUUACAGACGGCUCAAAGUUAGAUGGACAAGUAGAAGGAGGAGUAUACUGCCCUGAACUAGAUCUCAGUAUGUGUUUCAGGCUACCAGAUCACUGCAGCGUUUUUCAAGCUGAAGUAUCUGCUAUAUUGGAAGUUUCAGAUUGGCUGGAACACAAUGUUUCCUCCGUUAAAUUUAUAAACAUAUUUACUGACAGCCAGGCAGCUAUAAAAUCCUUAAACUCGUCGACCUUCAACUCGAGGUUAGUACUGAAUUGUCUUACAUCACUUAUGGUGAUGGCUGAAUAUUUUCGGAUACGAAUUAUUUGGGUCCCUGGACAUAGGGACAUCCAAGGCAACUGUAUAGCAGAUGAAUUAGCAAGACAUGGUACGACAGCACAAAUUCUUCUGGAAAAAGAAAGUGUGUGUAUACCAGUUGCUUCUUGUCGGCACCGAAUAAAAUUAUAG